AUGGCACCGACAACUCGCUACUCGCUCGUCUCUCUUCCUCUCCGCAUCUUCGACGACGAGCCCCUCUCCGUGCUCGCCUCCACCAUUGGCCAGGACAAUGGAGAGAUACUCAAGUUUUCCAUACCCUCCUUCAAGAUCGGUACACUUGAUGCCUUGGUGCAGCAUGCCGAUGACCUGACAAAGCUCAACGCCGCCUGUGAGGCAGUAGUGUCCAAAGUGGCCGAUUCCCUGGCAGGCAUUCUCGACGGCGAUGAAGACAAGAUAUCGCAGCAAAAGAUGGUGAACGAUAAGCCCACGGACAGCUAUAUUUGCUCCUUCCAAUGGAACAAGGUUCGCUACCGAGCUGACAAGCCCCUGGGCGAGUUGAUCGAGAACCUGCAGAAAGAGAUUCAAAACAUCGAUAACGAUGUCAAGGCCAAGUUCAACCAGUAUAAUACCGUCAAGACGAAUCUAUCUGCAUUGCAGAGGAAGCAGACUGGCAACCUUGCAACCAAGUCCCUUACGCCCAUAGUCCCGCCCGACGUCCUUAUUCAAGACUCCGAAUAUCUGGAAACACACCUGAUUGUGGUUCCUUCGAGUGCACGCAAAGACUUCCUUCGGAGCUACGAAACCAUCGCCGAAAUGGUUGUACCCAGGUCGGCUGUUCAGAUAGCCCAAGAUGACGAGUUCACCCUAUUUGCCGUUACAACCUUCAAGAAAACCAGUGCCGACUUCUUGCACAAAUGUCGCGAACAAAAGUGGACACCCCGUCAAUACAAGUACGUCGAAGGUGGAAAGGAGGAAGAGCAGCGCGAGCUUGAGCGCAUGGCCAGGGAAGAAAAGAAAGUCUGGGGCGAAGCUUUGCACAUGGCAAGGUCAGGUUGGAGUGAGAGCGUCAUGGUCUGGGCACACGUCUUGACUUUACGUGUUUUUGUCGAGACAGUGCUGCGAUACGGUCUGCCCCUGGAGUUUGUGUGUGCUCUUGUCAAGACCACCCCCAAGCAGGCCAAAAAGGUCAAAACGGCUUUGGACAAGGCAUACUCGUACCUCGGUGGAAAUGCCUUCGGGAGAGACAAACGAGGGCGGGUUACCAAAGAUGAUGCCUCUCUAGCGUCGGAAAUGGCCGCGGCAGGUUAUUCCGCGGGUGAUGGCAACGAGUACACGGCUUAUGUGUAUUAUGAAUUCGAAUUUCCUUGAUGGUUGGGUUAUAGUUCAGAACCAUGCGGUGGCGGCGACAGCAACGGCGGCGGCGAAUGGUCAGAUGUGCGCACUUGGGCCUGACUCUCACGCACCAUGUGUCAUAUACGUCGUCGACAGUAGGCACUACUAGAUAG
Neurospora tetraspora is the source of this 1313-nucleotide messenger RNA. RefSeq lists its product as uncharacterized. The record is from RefSeq and is a predicted model, not a curated record. The transcript has 4 exons. Gene Ontology annotation, molecular function: proton-transporting ATPase activity, rotational mechanism. Gene Ontology annotation, cellular component: vacuolar proton-transporting V-type ATPase, V1 domain. Lineage: Eukaryota; Fungi; Ascomycota; Sordariomycetes; Sordariales; Sordariaceae. Gene Ontology annotation, biological process: proton transmembrane transport. The coding region runs from base 1 to 1176 and encodes 391 amino acids.